UAAAAAACCUGUUCCAAGAUGAUGAUGUUAUCGGACCUGUUCGCUGCUAUUCAGCACGGUCUUCCAAGGGGCAGUCGCUGUUUUGGCUAAUUGCGUGCAGUGGGCAUGAUCUAAAAUCUCGAUGUUGAUUAAACAGAUUAAGUCUGAAGAAAUGUCUUGAUAAAGCCUUGUCUUAUUGACGUUUCGUGAAGCUUAUACUAGAUAGAUUCAGGCGAAGAAGAAGAGCCGUGAUAUUUUUAUUUCGAAUCCUGGUGAUUUCCUGACAAAUCUCUACACUUUUCCAGUGCGCUUUCAGAUCCCCUUUUAAAAUGCCUCUUAGGUUGCAAUUCACGUAGGUAUCUUAAAGAUCUUCGGCGCCGAUACUUAAGUCCGCGAUGGUCUCUGUCCCCAACACCACGAUCAUUGCGCCAAUAGCAACAACCUUCGACGAGAGCGGUGACGACGAAUGGGUAAUUGACUUCAUGAAUCAGCUCAGAGACUAUAUCAACAAGUGGUGCUUUGUGGUCAUACUUGCCCUCGGCAUUCCCGGGAACACCAUGUCCCUGUUUGUGACCUUAAAGAAGGACAACCGCAGAAUCAGCACUUGUAUUUACAUGGCUGCAUUGGCCCUGGUCGACUCGGGCGUUAUCGUCAACGCCGGACUCCAUAAGAUAAUAAUCACUCACGGUUUGUCGACAGAUUUGAAGGAGAAUAUGCCGUUUCUUAGCUGGAUCUGGUUUUCAACCAACGUGUGUUCAAUCAGCUCAGGCCUCUUUCUCGCCGAGAUGAGCAUAGACCGGGCCAUCGCGGUCACCUACCCGAUGAAGGCCGCAACCAUCUGCACCACCUCCAAAGCCACCAAGGUCGUUACAGCUACAUUCGCAUUCGAGUUGAUCGUCCAAAGCCAAGCAUACCACAUGUACAAGCUACCGAAACCAGCGAACGGAAUGUUACUGCGAGAGCUCACUGGAGAUUUAAAAUGGGCGGUUACCUUAUUCAACACGCAAAUGCUCAUUCUUGGUACAGUUGUCCCUUUCAUCAUAUUAAUGGUCUCAAAUACAAUAAUUAUCCUAAAAAUCCGUCGGGCGGCCAACGAAAGAGAGAAAUUAGAAUCACGUCAACGAAAGCAAGAAAACGGGUCAAAUUUAAGGAUGAUGCUACUUGGGACGACACUGGCCUAUAUAAUAUGUUCUUGUCCUAAACGCGUGUGGGAAACAUUGGCCGGAGCAUUGUACAACUUGUCAGACCCCUAUUGGUACGCUCGGUACUGGCUGGAGUUUCAGUUUUUUACGGAAUUGUGGCUCUGUAACUUUGCGGUGAACUUCUACGUCUAUUUCCUCGGGGGCGGACGUAAGUUUCGUAAUGAUACAAGAGAUGUUUUGUUUGUAUGUUGCCGGAAAUCUACCAAGUAAGAGAUGCUUUAGACUGAUGAUUGGAUGUUGCAGCAGGCAAGUGUGGGAAGUUUUGAUCGGAUGUUGCUCUUAAGUUAUUUAAGCUUUUAGGCUAAUAACAUUCAUCGAAAGUGAAACACUAUUAUAUACGUAUCUUUCAAACUAACUUUUGAGCUGGUGAGGUGCUGAAGAUCUUACUGUAUCGGGACAGUUUCUAGGUGCGGGCUAAUCGACGGAAUAGCUGACGAGAAACUGCGGGGGAGUUUACCUGAAUAACUGCACAUUGAUUCGUUUGCUCUGCUGGCCCGUUGGCAUGGUUGCAAAUGGUUUUUCCAAACGAGUGUAGGUGUCUCUGCAACAAAUCUAUUGAUAUGCAUUAUUAGCAUGCUAUCGAUGAAAUUCAUUUAUGUUUAGAAUGAAGCGAGAGUGAUCUUGCAACGCUAACCAAGCCAACCACGCCAGCAACGAACCGAGCACAUAAAAAAGCAAUCAAUUAUCCAAAAUUAAUGAAGAAUAAAUCACGACUCAAUAGAAAUAUAUAGUACCGCCUGGUGUCGAUUUCAUUAGCCAUAUCAUCUCGACGGAUGAAUACAUUCAGAGAACUAGUCCUGACGCGCAUGUUUUCACCAGAACUGUGUGCUUCGGUCGACGAUCAAUAUCGUAGUCUGAGAUACUGUACUUCCCACACCUCUGUAGAAAUACCGGCGUUAAGCUUACUCGCUUAGUGAAAUAUUCUUUGGAUUCGAGUAAUAAAACUCCCAUCUUGCAGAAUGUUAGGCUUGGAUAUAAACAUCCGGAAAAGUAACAUCCGCUUUGCACUCCUCAUCUUUUUUUACCUCCUUUAUGUGGUGAUCGGUGCAGCUAUCGUUUCGGCGGUGGAGGGGCCAAUCGAAAAGGCAAUGGUUAAAAAAAUUAGGAAGCAUAGACAAAGGGUGAUGGAACAGACAAAGGGCUGCUUGACAGAUGGGGAGUUAGAAGCGUUCAUCGUCGAGAUCGUCAAGGCGAGUGAAAGAGGAGUAUCAGCCAUCUACAAUGUCUCCAGCGAACCCAACUGGAGCUUCGGACAGUCUAUCUUCUUCGCUGGAACAGUACUUACAACAAUAGGUUAUGGUCACACCACACCACUCUCCGAAGGAGGGAAGGUCCUCUGCAUCGUCUACGCCCUCAUCGGAGUCCCCCUGACCCUUAUCAUGUUCACAGCAGUCGUGGAGCGCCUUAUGAUCCCCUCAACAAAGUUCCUCAAAUUCCUCGGGAAGAAAAUGGAGCACCUACACAAAGCUGUGUACAUUCGCUUCCUCCAUCUUUUCAUCGUUUUCACGAUUCUGCUACUGUUAGUUUUCAUAAUCCCGUCGGUAAUAUUUUCUACUAUAGAAGAGGAGUGGAAUUUCCUGGACUCAAUAUACUACUGUUUUAUAUCAAUGACAACUAUUGGCCUUGGCGAUUACAUUCCUGGAGAACAACCCAACCAAAAACAUAGGACAGUUUACAAGGUUUUUAUCACAAUCUAUCUCCUCCUCGGCUUGAUCUGCAUGAUGUUCACUCUAGCUGUCAUGUACGAAAUCCCCGAGCUCAACCUUGGUCUACACUUCUACAUGCGGAGCGAUGAGGAAGAUGACGAAAAACAACGACUAAAAGACUCCAUCAACCCGGGGAACAAUUACACAGACUUAGACAAGGUGGCUGAGGGAGGUUCGCUCAAUGAAGGAUCUCCCGCCAGAGAACAGCCAGAAUAAUCUGCUGUAGGUUAUUGGAUUUCACCUAAAGGUGGCGUUAAAUGUGUGUAGAACAUGCGCCGCCUUUCUUCAUUCGGUUAUAGGGGACUGUAUAGGCCUACACUUUGACUUAUAAAGACAGUUGUGUGGAUUUUUAAUGCAAUAUGGGAGAAUCUGUGUACGAUGGGGUGAUUUAUAAUCAUUCGAAAAAAAUCACCAGUAAUUAAUACGAUUUUCAAUCCUAACAGCUGAAUUAUCUUCGCUCAGAAAAUUAGACCUUACGCAGUGUUGUAACUCUUUUUUCAAAAUUUACAUGUGAUUUCAAGUCGGCAUUUGAGGCAUCACUUCUCAGGCUGCUGCUUAGGAUACCUAUCUCUGAAACACACCAAUACAAAACACCGAAUUCUCCUAUAACUAUCGGCCUGCAUAUCAUUUGUUUGAACAUACAUUUUAGUAACAGCCUAUAGGAAUGACAUUUUCCCGUCGCCGAGAUCUCAAUACCAUAAUGAAAUCUUCAAUAAAAUCACAAAAAGGAAUAUUCAAUCUACCAGCUUGGUAGUGAAAAGACAGACAACCUUGGUCACACCGACUGAAGAGAGUUUAGUUGCUACUACAUAUCCCCUUCCCUGAGGAACGGUGUUCGUCUAGACAUCCGUGUUUGGAUGCACAACUAGGUGCUUCCAGUUAAUUAAGGAGGAGAUGUGUGACGAAUUCUUAAGAUACCACGGGAGCCACCUCCGAAACCAAAACUUAACUAGACAUGUAUGUAUAUUCAACACACACAUUUCUAGUUCACUUUCUGUACUGUAGUUGACUCCCAUUAUGUUUUAAGGAGAUUUAAACAUCCUGUCCUUUCAGUCACAUCUAUUCGUUCCCUGUUGUUUUCAGAAAAAAAAGAACAUAUUUUCUUACAUGUAUUUUUUCAUCCUCGUUCUGUGAUUCUUUAUAAUAUUGUAAAUUGCAUGUAGAGUUAGAUAAAGCUAAACAAAAAUGACUUGUGUUUACGGUACAUUGUUCCAGAGUCUUUAAGUCUUGCCAUCAAGCGGGCAUCAGAUUCAAAUCAGAUAAAACAUGCUGUGUCCAAGACUGUUAACACGGACUGGUGCUGUUGUGACCUUGUGAAAAGUGAUGUUAUAGUGUAAUGACACUGGUCUUCAAGAAAGUUGCUGCUCUGGUUGCUGAUCGGGUUUGCCAUAAAGUUGCUGGAAAUUGAACUUACAUGGACAAAAACGAUCCAAUCUAGCGUUACUUUCUUGUGAUUGGCAACACAGUACCUUAUGUAUAUAUAUAAAAUGUAUCUUUAAUUUAUUUGGGUUAGUUACGUUAUAGGCGAGUACUUAAAACAUUAAAUUGUGGCUUCGGUCUUUCAUCUUAACCUUAAACGGAUCCCUCAACGGUUCGGUCAAUCGGGGCCACUCGUCUGGGCUCCUGACCUAACUCUCGCUGUCUGAACCUCAGAAAUCGAGGCCGGCGGACCAGGCUAAUCCACUCCGACCGGAGACCUUGAUAAUUCAACAGUUGUUAUAAGUUGUUAUUACAAAUAAAUAAAAGUAAUCGCCUGGCUAAAUUGUGAUCUUGAUGUAUAGGUUAGUUUUUGUGAAAAUUUUAACACUUUUCAUCUUCUGUUGUGCCAACUUAGCUAGCUACAUUAUCAAAAUAGUUUCACUGUGGAAGCUCACUCGUUUUCGGGAUUUUUCACCUGCUUGAGAACUGAACAGCGCACUUUGCACUAAACCGACAUGGUAGAGGGAAUCCCUGAGGACGAGGGUGAUUUGACAGCCAAUGUCCAGACAUCAGGCGUCAUGGGCGGAGGCUACGGAGGCAAUACCGCUGGAAGUUCAGUAUGUCAAGAUGCAAUUGAAAAUGCAGCAUAAAAACAAUUUUGUGCUCAUUGCAUACAUUUGUAGUCACCGUAGUGAAUCCUUAAAUUGUAAAAGUAAGAGCCCCAGAGAAAUUAAAUUGAAACCAUGUUUUUGUCUGCAAGUGCAAGUUGUCUCAGCUUGAUAAAAGAAAAGUUUUUGGGGUGCAAAUAAUUGACGUUGUCCAAUGUUGUUUCUGUUGUAUAUUUGACUACUACUAUAUACAAAAUGUAUAUUCAAUAUAUAUAUAUUUAUUCAAGAGAUAUUUCUAGAGUCUGGGUAUUUUCAAUAUUUGGCCAAAACAACUGGAUUUGUACUUUGUAAAGUUACUAUAGAUCUUAAAAAUAUCGUACACUGGCAUUACCAUCUGGCUUAUUUUUUUCCAUUUUUGUCAAUUACUCUUCGGACGCACUGGAUCGGCCUCAUCCUAUGAAGGAAGAAUGUGCUCGGUGACAAAUGAACUGCCUCGUCCUCAUGAGUUAAACGAAUAUAACGUACAUGUAUGUCGUCUGAGGACCGGCGGGUCCUCGGUGUGUGCGAAUUAUUUUAACCACGGCACUACUUUAGUUCAUUUUGUUUGUUUUUUUAUUUCUUUUUGAGUUGUUUUGGCCAAAUUGUAAUCAGCCCGCGGACUGUUAAUUCGUCUCUGGAUAUAUACACGGUCCGUUGCCGUCGCACUGUGAAAAUCAACCACAUGAAAUUCUUAACCGAGCUCGGGCAAGCAAGUAUCAAAUGAUGGGCGUCAUGUGCAGUCAUGCCUCAGCCCUUAGGAACAACAAGACGGCUCGUAGUUUCAAAAAAGACAUUCGAAAACCGUGAUAUCAAGAAGUUGGAUGAUGAUUGGCCUUUUCAUCAUUAGGACGGGCAGAGUUGAAUUAACAGUAAAAAAAUAAUAGGUAGAAGCAAAUAUGACAAAUGUAUCAAACUUAUAGAGACAUGUAUAAGUCACAGAAUCGGGCCUUGGUCUGAAAAUAAAGACAUGUACAAACGUAAA
Messenger RNA from Lineus longissimus, 5935 nucleotides. RefSeq names its product potassium channel subfamily K member 1-like. Lineage: Eukaryota; Metazoa; Nemertea; Pilidiophora; Heteronemertea; Lineidae. Gene Ontology annotation, cellular component: plasma membrane. The record is from RefSeq and is a predicted model, not a curated record. Gene Ontology annotation, biological process: G protein-coupled receptor signaling pathway; potassium ion transmembrane transport; stabilization of membrane potential. The coding region runs from base 2141 to 3103 and encodes 320 amino acids. Gene Ontology annotation, molecular function: outward rectifier potassium channel activity; G protein-coupled receptor activity; potassium ion leak channel activity. The transcript is spliced from 5 exons.